AUAAGUGGCAAAGCUGGAAGAAACUAUGCAUGUCAUGUAGUCUAACCUGUCUCAUUUUUUUUUUUUAACAGAUAAAGUCAGACUCAGAGAGGUGAUUAUUUGCCUAAAGUCCCAAAGUAGUAAGCGGGAGAAUGGAGCUUUAAAGGCCUGUUUGACUUGAGAUUUUGACAACUGGGUUGUCAACAUCCUUGGGUACAUGUGCAGGGCUGGAGCUCUGGUGGGGCCCCAAAUGCUCUGGGAGCUUCUUGGGUAGUAGCUGGGCCCACUUUCAGGUUCAUUGAAUCUAAACAAUAUCCCUUUUGUUAAAAAAAAAAAAUUCUUUCCAGAUUCAGGAAAGGUUAAGAAACUAGCCUGCUGCACCUAGAGACUUAGGGAGGGAUAAAAUUGAGGGGAAUGGGAGCGCCUCAGUUUUUAACCACUCGACCCCCUCCUCCCCCUCCUCUAGGGCUUUUGUUUCUGGCAGGGGAAUUGCUCUCCUUCAGUGAGGGUCCCCUUCCUUAGGAUCAGAAAUACAGAGCUGCCUUCCACCAGCCUCCCUCUUCUCAGCUCGCAGUGAACUCAUUCCCACAGAGCCUCCCUGCAGGCGGCGGGCUGGGCUGGGCUGGGCUGGGCAGCCUGCCUACCCGUCUGCCAACCGGGAGGGCACACUCACCACCCUGCUGCCGCUGCUGCUGUUGUCAGUGCCAGUUUGGGGGGAACUCGUGGCUGUCUUUUCACCCCUCUCAGAUGCCAAAGUUGCCAUGAAAUGGUGGCAGCAGCCUGGAGGAGGGAUGGGGGAGUGCAGCUGGACCCUUUGAGGGAGCCAGAGGGGCUUCCUUCCCUUGUUCCUGGCCGUAGGGAUGAAAUCAUGCAGCAGGAAAUCCGGCCCCUUGCGGCAGUGGACAUCAUAGAACAGCUUCACAGACAAUUUGCCAUCCUGUCAGGAGGUCGAGGAAAAGAUGGCGCUCCAAUCAUAACCUUCCCUGAGUUUGCAGGCUUCAGUGAGAUCCCUGAUGAAGAUUUCCUGAAUGUUGUGACUUAUUUGACCAGUAUCCCCAGUCUGGAGGCUGCCAGCAUUGGGUUCAUCAUUGUUAUCGACAGAAGGAGAGACAAAUGGAGCUCCGUGAAGGCAUCCUUGACCCGAAUCGCAGGAGCAUUUCCAGGAAACCUGCAGCUCGUCUUUGUCCUUCGGCCAUCUCGCUUUAUCCAAAGGACCAUCGCUGACAUUGGCAUUAAACUCUAUAGAGAUGACUUUAAAAUGAAGGUACCGAUCAUCAUGUUGAACUCUGUUUCUGAUCUCCACGGCUACAUUGACAAGAGCCAGCUGACGAGGGAGCUGGGGGGGACUCUAGAAUACGGUCACGGACAGUGGAUACAUCAUCGAACGGCCAUAGAAAACUUUGCCCUGACAGUGAAAACCACAGCCCAGAUGUUACAGACCUUCGGGACCGACCUGGCGGAGACAGAGCUACCCAACGAUGUCCAGUGCACAGAGCAGCUUCUCCAGUCCCACACGGAGCAGCACAGCAAACUGAAGGCUGAGCUGAAGUUGGCAGGGAGCCAGGGGGGAACAUUACUGUCAUGCAUCCGAGAACCAGCCAGCAAGAACCCCACCAGCAAGCUCAACCCUGAUGAACUGGAGAACGUCCUGACUGUCGAAAGGUUACUAGCUCAGCUGGAUGAGACAGAAAAGGCCUUUGACCAGUUCUGGACCAAGCAUUACCUGAAGCUAAACCAAUGCCUGCAGCUCCGGCACUUUGAGCAUAAUUUCCGAGAGGUUAAACUGGCCCUGGAUAGCCUCAUGUGUGUACAGGCAAGAUUCACAGUCAUUGGGAACAGUGUGGCACGUAUGGAACAGCUGCUGAAGGAGCGGAAGCAUCUGGAGGAGAAAGGCCAGGAGCCACUGGAGAAGGCCCAGUCCCUGGCAGUGACCGGUGACCAGCUUAUCCAAAGCAACCACUAUGCAGUGGACUCCAUCCGGCCCAAGUGUGUGGAGCUCCGGCGCAUCUGUGAUGACUUCACCAACGAAGCCAAGAAGAAGUGCGACAUUUUAGGGAAGGCCCUGGAAAUGCAUAAGCAGCUGGAUGCGACCAGUAAGUGGUGUGAAGCCGGCAUCUACCUUCUGGCAUCCCAAGCCCUGGACAAGUGUCAGACACAGGAGGGAGCUGAGACGGCCCUGGGAGACAUCGAAAAGUUCCUGAGCACAGCCACGGAACACCAGCUGCUCAACCCCAAGGAAUUCUACAGCCAGUUCAACUCAGUUCUUACCCCCGAAAUAAAGGAAAAUGCAGACAAGAUUGUUCAGAAGCUGGAAGAUGUGCAAGAAAUGUUCGAGAGGAGACAAGUGAGCCUGAAGAAGCUGGCAGCAAAACAGACACGGCCUGUGCAACCCGUGGCCCCCCAUCCAGAGUCCUCCCCGAAGCGAGCCUCCCCCAAGACCAAUCGGCCCACCAACCUGGCUCCCAGUAGGAGGAUUUCUGAAGUUCCUUGUCCUCCCAAGACAGUCAAUGAAGCAGAGUUGUUGAAAAAGAAAAGCAUCAAGAAACCCAAAGGUGGGAUUAAGAUCGAAGUGAUGCAUGAAGCCAGUCAAGGAGGGUCCAGCAGAAUAUUGGUGAUGAGUGAAAGUGAAGAGAAUCUCUCCACCAGGAGAAGCCACAUCAUGCAUGAGCUGAUUGAGACAGAACGAGUUUAUGUUGAGGAACUUCAAAGUAUAAUUGAGGGUUAUGCAGCAGAAAUGGACAAUCCAGACUUAAAUCACCUGAUCCCAGUUGCUCUUCAGAACAAAAAGGAAAUUCUCUUUGGAAAUCUCCCUGAAAUCCAUGAGUUCCACAACAGGAUUUUUCUUAAAGAACUGGAAAACUGCGUCGAAAAUCCUGAAUUCCUUGGCCGGUGUUUUCUAAAAAGGAAAGAGGAUCUUCAGGUCUAUGAAAAAUACUGUCAAAAUAAGCCGCGGUCUGAAACUCUGUGGAGACAGUGUGGGGACAGCAUCUUCUUUCAGGAAUGUCAGCGCAAGUUGGACCACAAACUCUCCCUGGAUGCUUACCUCUUAAAACCAGUCCAGAGAAUCACCAAGUACCAGCUGCUGUUAAAGGAGAUGCUAAAGUGUAGCAAGAAUUCAGAAGACACUGCAGAGCUGGAAGAGGCCCUGGCCACCGUCCUGGACAUCAUCAAGUCGGUUAAUGACUCCAUGCAUCAGAUUGCCAUUACUGGCUACGAGGGAGACCUCCACGAGCUGGGCAAGCUGCUGAUGCAGGGCUCCUUCAGCGUCUGGACCGACCACAAGAAGGGACACAACAAGGUCAAAGACCUGGCCAGAUUCAAGCCCAUGCAACGGCACCUCUUCCUCUACGCCAAGAUCCUGCUCUUCUGCAAGAAGCGUGAGGACACUGCCGACGGCCACGAGAAGUCUCCGUCCUACAGCUUUAAACAUUCUCUCAAGAUGAGCAUGGUCGGCAUCACAGAAAAUGUGAAAGGAGACAACAAGAAGUUUGAAAUUUGGUAUAAUGGUCGGGAAGAAGUGUACAUCAUCCAGGCAUCUUCAGUAGAACUGAAAAACCUUUGGGUUUCUGAGAUCCGGAAAGUCUUGACGGGACAACUGGAAGCUUGCAGAGAAGCAAGUCAGCUACACCAAAGAAUCACAGAAAGCGUCUAUCAUGCACCGAUGGACACAUCCAGCUCCUCCAGGUAUAACCGAAAAUCAGCAAGUAUGUAUGAAAACAAGCCCGAGUCAUCGGAGUUAGAAACUUCCAGCAGCAAAAACCAAAAUCCCAGUCCCAACAGCACCAGGCAAAAGCCAGCUGAUGCUUCUGCCAACCUUCCCCUUGAGCGCUCAGCUCUUGCUAGAAAGCGAUUCACAUUGCAGGGGCUUUCCAACCGCCGAGCUCCACCCAAAGGUAAAACAAAAACCGAACAAACCAGUCACCGCAUCUCAUCAGCUGCCACCUUGUACCCCCGGCUCCCCCUCCAUUCUUCCUUGGCUCCAUCCUUUCCCUACCUCCCAUCCCUUGAAAAGUGCAGUGUUUGGUAUGGCUAAUCUGAACAUUCAUCCAUGCUACAUUUCCACUCUGGCAAUGCGGACAGGGUCCACUGGAGAAUCAAGAGAUCUGGACUGAAAUUCUGAUAGUUUACGUUUCACAGCCUCAGUUUCCCCAGUUGAAAAUGGGGGUGAUCAUGUUUACAUUGCCUUCCUCAAGGGUUAUUGUGAGGAAAACACUGUAAAUUACUGAAAGAUUUGUAAACCAAAGAUCAUAUUUACGGUGCCUUAGUCACAGGGUUAUUGUGCGGAAAACACUUUGUAAAUCUGAAAGAUUCGUAAAUCAAAGUCACGUGCUAUACUUGUGGAUAUGAUGAAGGGAGGUGGGCUAGAUGAUGGAUUGAGAAAUAAAAAUCUUUUCAAACUUAAGAUGCCACAAAAUUGGGAAAUAUUGCUAACUCACGUCUAGUAGAAUCAUGGUCCCAGAGCACUGGGCUGAGAAAGUAAGAGAAAAUCCAGUAGAGCUAAAUGUAAAGUCUGGCACUUGGGUGCAAACCAUCAAUUUCACAAGUAUAAGAUGGCAGAGACUUGAUGGGUAGCUGUUAUUCGAAAAGAAAAAAAAAAAUCAAGGUACUAUAUGCUACAAGCUCAGGAGGAGUAGAGAUGGCUAGUUGGUGAAAUGGAUACAGCUCCAGGUCUGAAUCAGGAGGAUCUGAGUUCAAAUCCGACCUCAGACAUUUACUAACUGUGUGUCUCUGGGAUAACCACUUAACCUACUCAGUUUGCUUAUUUUUAAAAUGGGCUAAAGAAGAAAACCAAUCUAGUGCCUUAGCCAAUAACACCCCAAAUGGGAUCACGAAGAUUCAGACAUGUCUGACUGAACAACAGCAACAACAAUAUGAGUGAGCAGUGUAUGACGGCAUCCAAAAAUUAUUAAUGCGAUUUUGGUGUUCAUCUUUUCAUCUGGAGUUUUUGGAUCAGUCUAGACCAGGAGUGCCAAACUCCAAAACAAAUGAAUUCCUGCAACUUAUUUGAAGUCCGCAAACUAACAUAAUCUAUGUUUUAUUGUAUUUUUAUUUUAUUGAAUAAUUCCCAAUACAUUUUAAUCUGGUUCAGGAACACUGGCGAGUUUGGGACUCAGCUUGACUCCUCUAAUCUAGGUCAUCACUGUUUUAGAAGGUCAUUAAUAAUCUGGAGCAUCAACAGCAGAGAAACUAGUAUGGUAGAGUCCCUGACACUGAAGGAUGUUGAAGAAGAAGAAAAAGAAAGGAAGGAAGGAAGGAAGAAAGGAAGGAAGGAAGGAAGGAAGAAGGAAGGAA
Antechinus flavipes (yellow-footed antechinus) is the source of this 5271-nucleotide messenger RNA. It is a transcript of the gene MCF2L2, whose product is annotated as MCF.2 cell line derived transforming sequence-like 2. Lineage: Eukaryota; Metazoa; Chordata; Mammalia; Dasyuromorphia; Dasyuridae. The record is from RefSeq and is a predicted model, not a curated record. Gene Ontology annotation, molecular function: guanyl-nucleotide exchange factor activity. The transcript has 27 exons. Gene Ontology annotation, biological process: intracellular signal transduction. Gene Ontology annotation, cellular component: cytoplasm. The coding region runs from base 746 to 4012 and encodes 1088 amino acids.